AUGCGGAGUACUCGUCUUGUCAAAGCUCAACAGUUAGUUGAUGAGAUUGUUUCAUUGAUUUGGAGAUUGUGUAAAAGAAAUUCGGGGAAUGAAGCUUGGGAUAGAGAAGCACGUCGCGUGAUUAGAAGAAACUUAUCUGAUUAUUUCGGAGAUUUUCUGCCGAAGGAUAAUGAUAAUUAUUUCGGUCAUUAUCUGCAGGUAUUUUGUUGUUCUCAUGUACCAGCUUCUUUAGCAAUGUUAUAUAUGUCUCCUCAAAAUAUGAUAUUUGGCAAUGAGUUGAUUCAAGAGUUGAUUACGUUAAUUUCUUUACUGCCUCGACAUCUCUCCCUACAAUGUAUACCAAUAUAUUUAGAGAUUUGCAAGGCGUUGCGUGGGAUGCCAUAUUACUGCAACGAUGCUAUGUUUAACACGUGCCGAAGAUGUCUUAGUGACAUGGUCAAAUGUACCGAGAUGAAGACUGCACCGAAUGGAGCUGGCUAUGCUUAUCUUGUUAAUUUUAUAAAAGACAUGCAAACUUUUGUUGCAGAGGCUGCCGAUGAGAUAGUUCAUUCUAUGGAUGCUGGUAUAGAACCGGAUACAAGGAUGAGUCCCUCACAUCCUUUAUUGACUGAGGUUGUCUAUCUCAAAAACUUUCUGAUGCCUAUAGAAACAUUUAUUACAGAGGAGCUAUUCUUUGAGUUUCGAUACAGAAAGGUAUCUCAGGAUGGUCCUUAUCAAGAAUUUAGUAUCAUGUUUGAGACUUUCUUUAGGCUGCUGAACAAGAUGGAUUAUUGUCUUGAAGAACUGGAGAAGUUAUUGCCGACUAAGAGUGAAAAUCUUGGGUGCUACCAGUAUGUUGCAAUCAUAAUGGAGCUGAAUAAUAUGUCUAAGCACUUCCCAGACUUAGCAAAACAGUUUUGGACAACUUUGAGGAAUAGGAAGCUUUCUUUCAGCUAUUUAAUUAUUAAAUAUGCUAGCAAGGAGGAUGAUUAUGAAUGGAUUUCGAUGCAUAAAGAGGUGACAAAUUUUGAGUGCAGAAGGCAUUUGGCAAUGAUGUUACUUGCACGAGUUAGUGGUGAGGAUAACAAUCUGAUCCAAGAGAUCAUGCUUAUUGACAGAUCACGAUUGUUGGAGGACUCUUUUGAAUACAUUGCACACUCUGAGGCUGAAACACUUCGAGCUAGUUUAGAUUUGCAGUUUAAAGAUGAGGAAGCUACUGGCCCUGGUGUUCUGAGGGAGUGGUUUGUCUUAGUUUGUCAAGCCAUAUUUGACCCUCGAAAUGCCCUCUUUGUAGCUUGUCCAAAUGAUCGUAGAAGGUUUUUUCCGAAUUCAGGUAAUCAGCUUGUUGCUUCUGUCAUUCUACUUUGCCCUAUAUAUGAUUCAUAG
Messenger RNA from Daucus carota subsp. sativus, 1365 nucleotides. Its product is annotated as E3 ubiquitin-protein ligase UPL5-like. Lineage: Eukaryota; Viridiplantae; Streptophyta; Magnoliopsida; Apiales; Apiaceae. The record is from RefSeq and is a predicted model, not a curated record. Bases 1 to 1365 code for a protein of 454 amino acids. Gene Ontology annotation, molecular function: ubiquitin-protein transferase activity. The transcript has a single exon. Gene Ontology annotation, biological process: protein polyubiquitination.